CGUUCUCUUCUGCUGCCUGCCUUUCUCUCUUCUGGCGUCCGCGUGUGUGUGCAUUUCACUGUACUGCUUUCAUCUCCCGCUCUUUCUUCACCUGCUCCGCGCUAGUGCUGGAACCAAGAAAGCCUCAUGCGGCGGCGGCUGGCCGAGGUGCGGUAGAGCGGCGGAGAUGGGCUGGGCACCCAGGUGGUUGCGCGGGCUGCUCGGCGGCGGCGGCAGGAAGGCCGCCGACACAAGGCCGGUGAAGGAGAAGAAGCGCUGGGGGUUCGGCAAGUCCUUCCGGGAGAAGCCCCCCGCGCCAGUGCCGGCGCGGCCUCCGACUCCGACGCCUCCGUCGCAUCCCGCGGCGACGCCUCGCCGGGGCUAUGCAGCGGCGGAUGAGGCGGGCGACGAGCAGAGCAAGCGCGCUAUCGCGGUGGCCGCGGCGACGGCGGCGGUGGCAGAGGCCGCCGUCGCUGCCGCCCAGGCCGCCGCCGCCGUGGUGCGGCUGACGAGCAGCGGGCGGUGCGCGCCGCCGGCCGCCGCGAAGCGGGAGCAGUGGGCGGCCGUUCGGAUCCAGGCCGCUUUCCGUGGCUACCUGGCGAGGCGGGCGCUGAAGGCGUUGCGGGGGCUGGUGAAGCUGCAGGCGCUGGUCCGGGGCAACAUCGUGCGGCGGCAGGCGGCGGAGACGCUGCGAUGCAUGCACGCGCUCGUCCGCGUCCAGGCGCGCGCGCGCGCCUGCCGCGCAAUUCGCUCGCAGCAUGUCACGGCGCAUCCGGAUCCGCCGACGCCGGAGAAGUACGAGCAGGCGGGUGCGCCCAGGCACGGCCGUUCCGGCUCUCUGAAGGCGAACUCUUCGAGGACACCGGGCGGCGAGAGGCUGGGCAGGGAGAGGUCGGAAUCCUGCGGGAGGAACUGGCUGGACCGCUGGGUGGAGGAGAGGUACAUGGACGACGAGAAGAACGCCAAGAUUCUCGAGGUGGACAACGGCAAGCCACGGCGCCGGUAUGCUUCCAAGAGGCGCGGCGGCGGCGGCGGAAACCACCACCACCACCACCAGUCGCCGUGCUCGACGACGAUGGGUUCCGAGCAGAACAGCCGGAGCUACGCGACCAUGGCGGAGUCGCCGUCCAAGGACUCGACGACCGCGCAGCAGUCGGUGCCGAGCCCGGCGUCGGUGGGCAUGGCCGAGGAGGCCCUGAGCCCGCUGCGCGUGCCCGUGCCCGCGGACGUGGCCGAGCUCUGCGACAGCCCCCAGUUCUUCUCGGCCACGUCGUCGCGGCCCGGGAGCUCGAGGCGGGGCCCGUUCACGCCGACGGCCAAGAGCGAGUGCUCGCGCAGCCUCUUCGGCGGCUACUCCGACUACCCGAACUACAUGGCCAACACGGAGUCGUUCCGCGCCAAGGCGCGGUCGCAGAGCGCGCCCAAGCAGAGGCCGCAGUACGAGAGGUCCAGCUCCCUACGCAGGGCGUCGGCGGCGCAGAGGUCGGCGGCGGCGGCGGCCUCCUCCCUGCACGCCAAGUUCACCAACAAGGCGUACCCGGGCUCUGGCAGGCUGGAUCGGCUUGGCUUGCCGGCCAGGUACUGAUCCUGAUCCUGAUCCUGCCUAAUUCGCGCCAGGGAUGAUGUGCUGCCGCUGUGUCUCGAGCGAGGACGACGACGAAGAAGUGCAAUCGACUAGUGGUAGUUAGGUUCCGUGCCUUGGUUGUGCUAUUACCAUCAACAGUUUUUCUGUUUCUUGCUUUGUGUAGCUAGCCAUGUCUAAAGUUGCUGGUAGCUGUAAUGAUGCUAUAAUGCGUGCUUAACUGCUGACGAACCUUUUCCUCUACAUUUCCGUGGU
Zea mays is the source of this 1816-nucleotide messenger RNA. RefSeq names its product protein IQ-DOMAIN 1. The transcript has 4 exons. The coding region runs from base 167 to 1564 and encodes 465 amino acids. NCBI's taxonomy places the organism in Eukaryota, Viridiplantae, Streptophyta, Magnoliopsida, Poales, Poaceae. Gene Ontology annotation, molecular function: protein binding. The record is from RefSeq and is marked validated.